Helobdella robusta is the source of this 540-nucleotide messenger RNA. RefSeq lists its product as hypothetical. The transcript is spliced from 3 exons. The record is from RefSeq and is a predicted model, not a curated record. NCBI's taxonomy places the organism in Eukaryota, Metazoa, Annelida, Clitellata, Rhynchobdellida, Glossiphoniidae. Bases 1 to 540 code for a protein of 179 amino acids.
AUGACACCUGGGAACAGCAUGAUCGAGAACCUUAUUAGCCGUCUUAGUCAUCGAAAUGAAUCCUACGAGGAGAGCUCAUCAUCAGAAGCAGUAAUGAAACACUUUUCUACUUCGGCCGCGUAUGUUGCGGCAGUGACGUUUUUCCGCAGUAGACGGAUAUUGAAUCUAUGGGGAGAUUUAGUUUUAAUUACUGUAUGGCUAAAGUGUCCACCACCGGGGAAUUAUCAGUAUCAAACUCCAUGCCACGAUACACACGGCAGUUACAAACCGGCAACCACCUGCCAUUUACCAGUUCACCAGCGCCAUGCCAUCAAACUUUCAUGCAGAUUCAUAAUGCAUAAACCGUAUUGCGACUUGACGUCCACGAGAAUCCUUGCGCCACCCGUUGAGCAAAGUGUCAAGAGCCGAUCCUGGUGGUGUUUCGCAAUUCAAGUAGCCAGUGCAAGAGAACAAGAUAUGGAGAUUUAUGGGAAGAGAAAGGGGCACGAGCAAUUAGACGAGCAGCUUUAUUUUACGUUAAAAGCUUUACUUGAAAGAUAG